Messenger RNA from Carassius auratus (goldfish), 941 nucleotides. RefSeq lists its product as uncharacterized. NCBI's taxonomy places the organism in Eukaryota, Metazoa, Chordata, Actinopteri, Cypriniformes, Cyprinidae. The transcript has 2 exons. The coding region runs from base 131 to 796 and encodes 221 amino acids. The record is from RefSeq and is a predicted model, not a curated record.
AAGAGUGAUUCAUCUGGAAACUGUGCAUCACUAUCUGAGAGUUUUCUCCUUUUGCACAGUCAGUCUCUCCAUCCCAGAUCCUGCCUCUGCUCGCGUUUCCACUCAUUUACUGUUCAACGAAGGGGGCAGAAUGGGAGCAAAGCUCAGUCAGAAGAAGAGUGAAGCAGAGACAGUAAGUCCAGCUGUACAAGAGGGCUCACCUGUGGCUGAAAAUGCAGAGCAGAAAUCUUCUGAAGGUGAGGUUCAAGAAGAGAGCAUGCCUGCAGAAGAGAACACCGGUGGGCCUGGCUCUCCAAGCAGUGUUCUGCAGAGUCUUACACAAGCUGUAGGAGAAACGGUCAACGCAGUCACUGAACAGAUUGCUGCACCGGUGGAAGAUGUUGUAAACAAAGGUAUUGAAGCAGUGGAGUCCACACUGGCAUCCGUCAGCCUGAUUGAGAAGGAACCUGAACCUGAACAGAAGUCUGAACCUGUAGUAGAUCUCGCGGAUUCUGAUGUUCUCCAAGAACCCAGCCUCUUGGAUGACCUGCUGAAAUCUCCACUCUCAGAAGCCCUCAUUUCUGGAGUCACUAUGGUGAGUGAAGCCAUGUCCAGUGGGAUGGUUGAAGACAAAAUUAGCAGUCCUGCACCAGCUGAGAACAAGGAUUUGUUGGAAUGUCUGGAGAAGGUGGAGACACCCUCAGUGGACCCCCUGGACUGUAAACUGACCCAUGAAUUCACAAUCCCUAACUCAGAUCCAUCAUUCACUUUGGAAGAUAUGGGGCAGAAUGCAGUUGAUGCAGUCAACCUUAUAUAAACCACUACACUCGCCUCUAGAAAACAGCGGCUGGAAGAUCAUUACGUGCAAUCAUGUCAUAACAAUAUUCAAGAAAUUAAUGAAUUUUUUUUUUGGGGGGGGGGAUAAUUCAAAUGAAUUGAAGUUUAAAGAAUUUCAUAAUCCU